Molecule: messenger RNA, 841 nt
Organism: Rhagoletis zephyria (snowberry fruit fly)
Lineage: Eukaryota; Metazoa; Arthropoda; Insecta; Diptera; Tephritidae
Product: glutamine-dependent NAD(+) synthetase-like
Biological process (GO): NAD+ biosynthetic process
Cellular component (GO): cytoplasm
Molecular function (GO): glutaminase activity; NAD+ synthase (glutamine-hydrolyzing) activity
Source: RefSeq, a predicted model, not a curated record
AUGGUCCUCAGCAAGUACGGCGUGGCUAUCUGCACGCUGAACCAGUUUGCGCUCGAUUUCGAGGGCAACCUAGAGCGCAUUCUCUCGAGCAUCGACCGCGCCGUGGAGCUGGGCGCCAGCGUCCGCGUCGGCCCCGAGCUCGAGGUGACCGGCUACGGCUGCGAGGAUGCCUUCUACGAGGUGGACACCGUCCACCACAGUUGGCAAGUGCUGGCGGCGGUGCUGAAAAGGGGAUAUCGCGACAUUCUCAUUCACAUCGGCAUGCCCGUGCUGAAGGACUCGGCGCUGUACAACUGUCUGGUGGUGGUGCUCAAUUCGAAGAUUGUGAUGGUGAGGGCGAAGAACCGAUUGGCCGUCAAUGGAAACUACCGCGAAAACCGCUGGUUCACCGCUUGGGGCGACGGCACCGCCCCCUCAAUGGCCUGGCUCCAGCUGCCGGCGAUGAUUCGCGCCAUUACCGGUCAGCGACGGGUGCCCUUUGGCGAUGGCGCCAUUCUCGAGGUGAUGAACGAUGGUGGUGGCUUUAAAGAAGGCGAUCAAAGCGGCCUCUUUGACCUCUCCGCCAGCGCCACCGCCGGCCUGCGCAUCGGCUACGAGAUCUGCGAGGAGCUCUGGCAGGCGGACACGGCCAGCUCUAAGCUGCUCGGCCUUCGAGGCGUCCACCUGGUGGUCAAUGUCAGCGGCAGCUACUGGGAGCUGCGCAAGCUCGACUCGGCCAUCAGCCACGCCCGCUCGGCAACGGGCAAGUCGGGCGGCGCGUACGCCUACGUGAACGCCCUCGGCUGCGACGGCGGCGGCCGCCUAGUGACCUAUGGGCGCUCCUUUGUGCUCGAAAACGGCG